Molecule: messenger RNA, 2276 nt
Organism: Myxocyprinus asiaticus (Chinese sucker)
Lineage: Eukaryota; Metazoa; Chordata; Actinopteri; Cypriniformes; Catostomidae
Product: OX-2 membrane glycoprotein-like
Exons: 4
Coding region: 397-1455 (352 amino acids)
Molecular function (GO): cell-cell adhesion mediator activity
Source: RefSeq, a predicted model, not a curated record
UUUUUCCCAUCACAGUUUACUCUUCCUGUGUGUGUGACUGAUGAUUCUUAUAAUUAGAUUAGGAAAGUCCAGUGAUUCAAAUAUAAUGAUAAAGUAGGCAAACAGAUGACACAACAUCGACACUUAUAUAAGUUCAAACGUAAUAUUCUGUGAAUUUGCAUGCACAGUAAUAGGCCACCCACAAAAUAAAAUCAAACAAAAAUAACAAUAAAGCGAGUGCUACCUAUAAAUUUAAAUAAAAUAAAAUAAAAAUCCAAACAAUAAAGCGAAUAGGUAGAUAAAUUAGCUAGUCUGGAGGGGAUAUAUAGGCUAUUUGGAUAUAACGUGAAACUCAACAGGAAAAUCCAUUAUCAGUUAUUUGGCUGUAAUUGCACUCAAGCAGGAACUGCUGUAGCUAUGCGUCAUGGCUCAUGGGAAAGUUUCACUUCCGAUUUAAGACUAUAUAAGCUGUGUCUGAUUACAGUAAUGCCACUGAUUCAUAAUGCUGUGUCUUUUAUUCAUAUUAAGCUUCAUAAUUGGAGGUUGGUAAUGAAAAUCGUACUUUUUUACUCGCCCGAUACAAUGCAUCUCUUUUUGGUAGUAGAAUAUAUUUGUGAUAACAUCACCUAUUUUUUUUAUUUCUUUUUUUUUUUUACAGCUUAUCCUUCAGAUAUUGUUGCACAAGGAGACAAAACUGCUUUGUUUGGUCAGGACGCUUCACUAUCUUGCACAUUGCCAAGCGCGUCUGGAGUCAAACAAGUCACCUGGCAGCGGGUGCGCGCUGAUGAACGCGUUCAAACUCUGGCCACAUUCAGCGAACGCUUCAAGGAUCAUGUGGAUGAUAAGUAUGUCGGAAAAGUCAGCUUCACAAUGGCUUUAUUUAAUUCAACGUCCAUUGUGAUAAAAAACGUAACAUUUGAAGACGAGGCUUGCUACAUUUGUUCGUUCAAAGUGUAUCCAUUAGGACCCAAACGGGAAACUCUGUGUCUCACUGUUAAAGGUAUAUCUAAAAUAACAGCAACAGUCAAUCCUGCACCCAGUUCUGAACUAGAUAUUAUAGUCUCAUGUUCAGCCACUGGUAAACCUACACCAAUACUCAAGUGGAAAUCCACAGAGAAAGAGCUGAACCUCAAACUCUUAAGGUCACACAAUUUCACAACGCUCAACAAUGACAGCUCAUCCACCACUACAAGUAACCUCACACUUCCAAUGUCACAGUUCCAAGGGAAGUAUGUAGAAUGUUUGGCUGAAAGUGGCAGCAUGGAGGACAGUCUCCCAAUCUAUGUGCCUGGAGAUGAUAAAGUGAACAAUGUUACAUCAAGAAGCUAUUUCAUUACAAUUUGGGUCUUCGUUAUCAUGGUUAUUUUUAGUAUUGUCAUCAUUACAGUCAUCUGCCUUCACGCCAGGCUAAAUGGAUCCAUGUUUAGGAUGAAAUCUACAGAAUCAGAUCUUUCUCUAAAGCAGUUGGAAUGUUAACUCAGCAGCUACAGUACCUCAGAAUAUGCAUCUUGGCUUUUAUCUAUAGUAAAUUAGCACUUUCGGUUUCAAACCAGUUUGUUCUUUAAAGCAAAUCACUAAUGAAAAUGUUUUUAGUAUUAUUGCCUAGUUUUAUUAUUUUCUGUUGUUUUUUUUUUUAAAAUAUUUUAUUUUAAUUCAUUUUUUUAUUAGUUUAGUAAAUUAUUUAUUUACUAGAAAUCAUGUUUACAUUUCAGUGUACAGUAUUCUAUUGAAUUAAUAUGGCUACAAAUGUAGCAGUUACUGUACUUUUUCCAUAUCAUGGAAUUUGAAUCACUCCUUGGAGAUAGUGUUGCUUAUAUAUCUUUGAAAACAUAUUAUUUAUAUUAUACCUUAAAAUUCUCAUGGGCUCAUGCAUUUGCACUUUAAAACCUUGUUUUUGAUUGUAAUGCCAUACACUAAAUAUUUUUUGUCCUUCAUCUUUUUUUAUUUGUAUUAUUUCAUAUUUUUUGGAGUUGAAUUUGCAACAGUAACUCACAGUAUAAAGCAAUAUAAGCAAAUUGUUGGGUUUUGUUGUCAUCACAAUAAAAAUGCUAUUUAUCUUUUUGACUGUCUGUCUUGAUGUCUUCCCACAAUCCUUUAUGUCACACUUCAUAGUGGCACUGUGUUUGAGCAAUGAGGGUAAUUCGAAAUAAACAUUAUGACUCAAUACAAAGAGAGGAGCCAAACCUGUUUUCAGGAAAGUGAAAGUUACAGUACAGCAUGUGGCUUAUAGACAGAUAAAGCGAAAGUUAUGUGGUUUAUAGAAAUGAAAAGGAAAAGUGAAAGUAAUGUAUUUUAAA